Candidula unifasciata is the source of this 3615-nucleotide messenger RNA. The record is from the annotation of a GenBank genome assembly. Lineage: Eukaryota; Metazoa; Mollusca; Gastropoda; Stylommatophora; Geomitridae.
AUGAAUCAAGGAGACCAAAGAAAGGAUCAGGCUGGCUUUCUGCCACGGAGACGACCUCAAGCGUUCGAUUUAGAAGAAAAUGCCAGAAAUGGUAAUUCAUUUGCAACGUCAUCUCAGUCUCUGCCUUAUUCACACAGCAUGGCUGCAUCUUACAGGCAGCCAUUCAAUUAUUGGCCUCCCUCGGGUUAUCAAACCCACGGUCAUCCUGCUGGAACCAUGCAUCGCUAUCCAGGCCACCAGAUGUUUAUGCAGCAUGGCCCUUUCGGUGGUGACAGUGAUCAGUACAGGGCUGUUGGCUAUCUUCCACAGUUUCGCAUGAGGUUUCCUCAAAAUUCAGACCAUCAGCAUCCUUCCUUGUUUAGCGGUGAGUCGAGGAGAAACGGUUUUGAUUUCCAUUGUGAUAGAAGACGCUAUGAUAAUGCUGCAAAACAUAGGUUUGAUUUUGCCGGACCAGGCUUCCGCGAGAGAGGAUUUAAAUCGGAUCAAGGCGCUCGGCCAAAAUCUGGCAAGUUUUCUGGUAAUACCAUUAAAAUCCAAAAAAAGAAAUCUAAUCAUAAUAAUUCAUCCAAUGUUUCAACACAAGACGGAAAUGCAGAUAAGGCGGAUGAUAAGUUGAAGAAGAAAAGUAAAACAAAGGGUGAAGUUUGUCAUAAUAAUAAACUUGUUACAAGUGCGUCAUGUACAGAGACUGCUUCAUCAAGGAAAUAUAAACAUUCCCCAGCAUUAGAGAAUGACUCAGAAGAUAAGACGUUAUACUGUCCUGUUUCAGAGAAUAGGGAAUCUGUGGAUUUGAGUUUUUGUGAUGUUGAGGGCGCAGUCGGUGGAGAUAUUCAGGAAAAUUUACAGAUAGAGCACAUGGCUGUACAGGAAGAUGUUCAUUUCUGUAAGCGUUCAUUUGAUAAAAAUUUGAUUGAUGAAGGGGCUGUCUGUGACCUGGAUAAGAUGUUUCAGCACCAGGAGGCUUCUUGCUAUAGCAGUGAUGACAGCCAAUCAGAUUCUGAGUUGAGGAAUUGCACUGGACACGCAGAUGAAACGAUGAUUAUAACUUCAUGCAAACAUAAUGGUAACCUCUGUACAAAUUUAUUUGACGAUGAUUCUGAGUCCGAAAACUGUUCUUACGUUUACAACCCAAAGCUGGCACAUGGACGAAAAGACAUGUCAUUCUCAGAGCUGACUCCAGCUGCUAGUGUUGUACCUAGUUCGUCUACGCACAGUGUUAAAAGGCAUAAUUUUAGUGACAUGGUCCGGCUGGAUGUCGGUAGCGAAGGAAGACUUUCGCUUGCGUGUGAAUGUGGUGGUGAUAAUUUAGAUGAUGGUGAGGAUACUGGUGAUUUCAUUGAUGCAGAUUUGCCAUCACACAACAAACACAUUUUAUCCAGUUCAGAUGAGAUGGAUAAUAUUUCUUCCAACAGUAGCAGUGACCAUGAGGGAAGUAGGGAACUGAAUAGUAAUUUUGCUAGUAGAAGGAAAAGACAUUCAGAAUUUGAGUGUAAUGAUUUGUCUUCUGAUGAACCAAAGGUUCACAAUGAGUUGGAAGUAUUGAGUAUUGAUGGGAAUUCUGAUAAGUGGAGCACUGCUUUAUCUAGUCGUGUUGAGAAUAAUGAAGAAAUUGAGAUUACCAGAGAUUCAUCUCCUCUUUUGAGAAGUGCAACUUCUUGCAGUAGCAGCAGUGAAAAUGAGAAUGGAGAUAGUUCUGUGUUAGAUGCUAAUUCAUUUCUCAAUUCUGCUGUGGGGAGUCCGGUACCGUUUGUGUGUUAUAGUUCUACCAGCUCAUGCCUAGACGGUGCUGCAGCUUCACAAGUAACUUUGGAUAGUUCUCACAAACUUCAAGUCGAUCCAUGCAAUUCUUGCCCUCCUGGUGCUGAAUGCGAGCUGCCACAGGCUUCCCCUUCUCAGUAUUUCUUCCAUUCAGACAUGUUCUGCUGCGGCGGUAUACCCAGCUCUUGUAACGGCACUAAAUCCAGCCAAAGUCCUAGAAGAGAGCAUACUGCAUUCACCGCCAGCAGUGCACCUGGCUCUAGUGACAGUUGCACACAGAUGCACAAGCAGGAAUUGUCAGGCUGCUCAGCCACUUCAGGCAGCGGUGCCUGUUGUCCGCCUAGCUAUCAGCUGUCCCAGGUUAAUGACCUCAAUGCUUGCUGUCACCAUAGUCACAGCCAUGUGGCAAAUGGUUUCUGUCGUGAUGGACCAGAAACCAAUUUCAACAGUGACAGCAGUAACUUGCACCAGAAAGUUUUUGCCAAGUUCCCUGUAGAGGAUGCAGUCAAUGACAGAGGAUCUCACACAGCAUCAUCUGGUGAUCCGGAAGAUAUGGAUGGUUUUUUUGGCAGGAAGCUUGACAAAAACAGUGAUAAUGGAGGAUCAGAGGACCCUCUCAGCCAUGACAGUGAAGAUAAUGUGGACAUGGUUCUGCUGCCCAUGGAGGAGGAGAUUGAGCCUGUUCACCACAUGGGGGCUGGGCUGUGUGCUGGUGGGGUGGAAGACAGUGACGAGUUCUACCAGGAUCUUCAGCUAGCCACUUCAGGAGCUUUGCGAGGGACAAAUAUGUUGCACCUCUGUGAUGAUCAUCAAUACUUGUGUGUGCACGAUCAGAACCCACUACGAAAUGGCAUGCCGAGCAAAGAGUUCUAUGACCUGAUUAAAACAGUCAGCACCACGGAUAGCUUCAUGAGGUUUUUUGAUAAGGAUGGGCAGGAUGUACAGCGACAGCCAGUCACAUCUUGUGAGGAUGAUGAUGAUGAGAACAGUAAGGAGAAUGGUACUUCAGGCGGUCAGAACUCCAAGACAGAAAGGCUGAAAGUGGAUCGUGUCAUGAUCUGGAAUGAGUAUGAAGCCUAUGUGAUGCAGUUCAAGCAGAUUGCUGUAUCUGCAUGUGGGCAGACAGCUGUUCUCAACGUGCUGAAAGCACUGAAGUUUAAUUUUGAGAAGUCUGCAGUGUGCAAGAUAAUUCAAACCAGCUUGAGAAAAGAAGAUGCUAGUAUUCCCGAAUACCUCUUUUCUCGGGCAAAAGCUGGUACUACAGCUGAAGAACUCUUAUUGGGUGUUGAGAAGCUGAGCGGAGGGGCAGUGGGGGGCAGAUUCUUCCAUUUCUGGCCACCCCGAAAUGUGAAACUCUUACAGUGGCUUGCCUACUGGAUGAAAAGAGGUGCUAUUCCUAUAGCCACACUGAAUCUCCAGCAAGGGCCCCAUUCUCUGUGGCAGGUCCCAGACUCCUGGCACCAUCAGAUGGUAUAUGGGGUCAGUCAUCAAGGUUUAUAUUUAACAAACCCGCUAGAGAUUGUGUCAGAACGUUCUGCCAUGAAGCAGUUAUGCAGCGACUCUGUUCUAAUGGUGAGAAGGCAGGAUAUUAUUUCACGCUUCAGGGAGACUACUGAUUUAAGUCACUUGCUCAGCCACGCAGAUCCACGGUGGAGGACCAUGAAUGUAUUAGGACAAGUUGUGAACGUGCUAAGAGAGUUCAACAUGCCCAGUGUUCCAGGCUACAGGCUCCAAGUGACCUCACACAUCACAAUCCCAGCUUCCUACAAGGCUGGGAUCACGCUUUUCAUGCCCAAAGACAAGUCUGCAUGGACAACACUCAUGAAUGCCCCAGAGAUUCCCUUGGAAGAGUGUUGA